This is a messenger RNA of Phyllopteryx taeniolatus (common seadragon), 4330 nucleotides long. RefSeq names its product storkhead box 2a (gene stox2a). Gene Ontology annotation, molecular function: RNA polymerase II transcription regulatory region sequence-specific DNA binding; DNA-binding transcription activator activity, RNA polymerase II-specific. The transcript has 4 exons. The record is from RefSeq and is a predicted model, not a curated record. Bases 743 to 3745 code for a protein of 1000 amino acids. Gene Ontology annotation, cellular component: nucleus; cytoplasm. Gene Ontology annotation, biological process: positive regulation of transcription by RNA polymerase II. NCBI's taxonomy places the organism in Eukaryota, Metazoa, Chordata, Actinopteri, Syngnathiformes, Syngnathidae.
AUGAAUGGAUGCUACAGCUAACGGAUCGCCGCCACCAUCGAGGCUGGAUGUCUAUUUUUGACUUUAUUUCCUUAUUCUUCCUAUGCGCUCACCAUUUUUGUUGUUGUUGUUUUUUUUAUAGCCCCCACCCCACGCCCUUUACUCGUGUUUGUCAGGGGUGGAGAGGGAAAAAAAGAAGGACGACGGGGGUGUCUGUGUGUGUGUGUGUGUGGUGGCGCUCGACGGGGAUAAAGAUGGAGGUGAAUGUGGCGUCCCCGCCGCUCGGUGUCCUACCGCUGGGUUGAAUGCAGGAGCUUUGAUAUGGAUGCACGUUUUUUUCUUGUUUUCCGGACAACGUUGAACUAUUGUCGGGCCUCGAUGGAAAAGGAACAAUCCUGAAAAAGACAACCCCCCCACCCCCCGACCCUUUCUUUUUAUAUUUACCCCAUUGCACCCCGCACCUUCCGUCAGCAUCCUCCUCCCCGCAUCGGAGCGUAAUGUGCCUCCCUACGCAUGCAAAUGGUGGCCGGGUGAUGCCUCCCGGGAGGGAGCCGGCCACGAGCCGCCGCCUCCGCUGCCCCCACCGCGCCGCCGUUCGUCAAUGAGACGCACGCCGCUUCUUCCUGCCAUGUCCAGUGUGCCAUCACUCUAGCGGGACGCUCGGUACCCCAUGCGGGGGAGGCCCUGAGCCCCUGAGGUUGGUCCACCUCCCCCCUGGCCCCUUCUACACACUCCCCCCUCCCCAAAAAACAAGGAGGUCACGAUGAAGAAGAACCGCAACGUGCGGCGGGCCUGGGCCGGCUCGGAGAAAGACAUCCGUGUGCAGAAGCAGCAUCUUCCUCCCCCUCCUCCUCCUCACUUCUCGCCGUCCCCGCCGAAUUUUCGGGCGUCAGGUGAUGUGUCGCCCAUCAGCAUGUCGCCCAUCAGCCAGUCGCAGUUCAUCCCUCUGGGUGAGAUCCUGUGCCUGGCGGUCUCGGCUAUGAACGCUGCGCACAAGCCCGUCAGCCAGGAGGCUCUGGUGGAGCACCUCACUGCCAGCUUCCCAGGCGUGCCAACACCCAGCUUGGAGGUUCUGCGACACACCCUGAACAUGCUGGUGCGAGAAAGGAAGAUCUAUCCGACUCCAGAGGGCUACUUCAUCGUCACACCCCAGACCUACUUCAUCACGCCGUCCCUCAUCAGAAGCAACAACAAGUGGUACCACCUGGAUGACCGGCUGCAGGAGCGACAAGCGCACCCCCAACUUCAAUCUCAGCAGUGUACUUCACCCAAGUCGGGUAACGUCACGCCGUCCACGCCCGGUUGCCUGUCGCGCAAGAAUCACAAUGACUCGUACAAUUCCCGACGAGAUGAGCUGCCCAGGCUUCAGAGUAAGACACCAAAGGAGCACCCGAAGGCCGACCCCCAACCGAGUAAGACCCCUAAGGACCACGGAGGCAGCGAACCUACAGCGAGCAAGGAGCACCGUGGAGAACCGCCGUCCUACCCUUACCCACCUCCUCUCACGUCGCCCCCUGUCCAGCAACCGCCACAAGAUCUGGCGGAAAAGAGUAAAAGCGUCACAUCGUUCCCUUACAGAACCGACACCCUGACCAAAAAGAAAGAGGGGAGCGGAAGCAGCGAGAAACUAUCCAAGCGUUUCGGGCUGCGGCUCUUCCGCCUAAGCUUCAAGAAGGACAAGAUGAGACAGCUCGCUACUUUCUCGGCACAGUUUCCACCGGAGGAGUGGCCACUGCGCGACGAGGACGUGCCUGCCGCGCCCAUCCCACGUGAAAUAGAGAUGGAGAUCAUCCGGCGUAUCAACCCGGACCUGACGGUGGAAAAUGUGGCCCGGCACACGGCCGUGAUGAAGCGGUUGGAGGAAGAGCGCACGCAGAAACACAAGGCGGGGUCGUCGGCGCAGCACAGCGCUCGCAGCCGUCGCGGUCGUGGCCACCGGCGGGCCCCGCACGGUAAGUCUCGCUCACACAGCAAGCCACGGACCUCCCGGGGGGAGCCUUCGGAGGGCUCGAAUUGGGAUCUUCUUUUCAUGGAAAGGGAUUACCGUUUCUUCAGUCACUCGUUGGUCCGCUCCCCUCGGGAGGCCAUGUACACCCUGGAGCGACGGCGGAGCGGCGGUGCCACGUACCUCGUCCACAGCAACCCUAACAUUACAGAGUCAUACUGCCCGGUCACGCCCGAGUGGGACGUGUCCGGGGAGCUCGCCAAGAGGAGGACAGAGAUGCCCUUUCCCGAGCCCUCUCGUGGCACGUGUCAGUCUAGGGUUCAGAGGAGUCACAGUCACAAUCAGGACCGUAAGUCACGUCACGACCGGUCAGACCAAGCGAAGGAGCGGUCUCGUUCCAUGGACAACUCUCUUAAAGGGCCAUCACUUGGCCCACUGGAAGACUUUGAGGACGGACCGGACAAGCGCGGCCACUACUACACGGACGACGGCACAUUGCGCGCUACGCAGAAGUCGGGCCACUACUCAAGGAUCAUGUUCUCUGCUGCUAAGUUCCACUCUGAUUUCAAUGUGCCUGAUUUAGGGAAAGGGAGCGUGGACGAGUUACGGGUCCGCAGUACGAUGGAGAGGAACAAGAGCAAAGACAGCCUGCCGACGUACAAUGAGCUUAUGGGACUUUCUCCAAAGCCCUCAGCGGAUGAGUACUUCCAGUGCAAUACGUCAAAUGAAACAAUCCUAACUGCCCCCUCGCCUCAGGCAAAAUCAGAAUAUGACACGUUAACCUCAUCAGGAGGACGCCGCAAGGGCUCUCCGGCAGACCGCCAAACGCCUCACCUUACCUCGCCGCACAAGAUGGAGUACAAGGAGGACUUGUCGGCGGCAAAGGGACAGAGCGGCGGCGGCGGCGGCUCUGUGCGAUUGACGCCGAGCCAGACGCCUGAGCCGGCGCAGAGUGCCCGCCUGACACCACACCAACACAACGUGGACCCCGGAGGGAGCGGCGGCGGAAGCAUGUCAAUCAAAAGAAAGGAGAUCUUCAGCAAGGACACCUUGUUCAAACCCCCACACAAUGCCUUGUCCGCGGGCUACGCGGACAGCAGCUACACCAAGUCUGGCACAUUGCGGAAAGCCUCGCACGCCAAAUCAACAGAGGCCCUCGACAAUCCCGAGCCCCAGCAGCCUUCCAAUUCAGCCGCUUCUUCGGCUUCACCCGCGCUGUUACAGGGCAGCUUAGAGCCAACUGUCCCAUCCGCCUCCUUUGACUACUACAACGUCUCGGACGACGAGGAUGACGAGGAGGCGGAGGAGGACUCGCACAAAGAGUUGGCCGAGGCAGAGGAUGGCAAGGACCACCGGGAAGCAGGUAGUAACGGCGGGGGAGGUGGCACCGGCGGAGGCGGCAUUGUGGGCGGUGGCGGCGAGGAGGGAACCAUAAAGUGGCUACUGGAGCGGGAGAAGGAUCAUGAUCUGCAGCGCAAACUGGAGACCAAUCUAACCCUACUUAGCCCCAAGGAGACGGAGAACAGCAGCAGUCAGAAGUCGGCCCACUCGGCACGUUUGGACAGCAUGGACAGUAGCAGCGUCACGGUGGACAGCGGAUUCAAUUCACCCAGGACGCGUGAGAGCCUGGCGUCCAACACGUCCAGCAUUGUGGAGAGCAAUAGACGGCAGAACCCGGCUCUGAGCCCCGGGCACCACGUGGGCCCGGGCGGCGCAGGGCUGCCCUUCAGCUUCCGCGCCAUCCCCGAGCCGCCCGCCCCGUCACAGCCCGACAAACUCCAGAAGCCCGCCAACUGCCUGGCCUCCAUCACCAGCGUGUAGACGCCUCGUCAAGUAAGCCAGGGGAGUGCUUUGACCGCUUUCUUUUUGGUUUUGGUUUCCUUUAUUUUUCUUCUGGUGUCUCACACAUACAGUACACACACACCUUGGGACUCCUGAAAAUCGACUGGGACUGUUACAAACAAACAAAAACAAAACAGGCAUGGCUUCUAGAGACUGUUCCCACAGCUUCAAAAGGAACUUGACUGCAAAACAUAAAAUAAUAAUAAUAAGGAAAUGCGAGAAGACUAACAGAAAACCUUUGGGUGACUUAUAUGGAGAUUUACCGGUAUUGGAAAGUAGUAGAGUAUAGGAUUCAAGUAACAUUUGGAAGAUUUUUCUAUCACCUCGUGUCCAAUUCAGUGUUCUUCUUCCCGAACAAAGGCUCAACGGAUCAGCACAAUGUGGAGAACGCCACAAGAAGAAGAAGAAGAAGAAGAAGAAAAGACGGAAAAAGGAACAAUUAUACCAACAUAAAUCAGCUCUGGUUUGUGUGGCGCAAUGCAAAUGAUGUAAUGUAUACUCCAUACUUUUGAUAUCCUAAUUAUUAUAAUGGUGGUAUUAAAGAUGCUAUGUGACCAAAAAGCA